UUCGUCAGUUUGAAUAAGACUGCGCAAGUGUGUACUUAAAUUAAGAAUUAUCAAGAAAGUGAUUACUAGUCGUUUAGUUUACCUAUUUUCAAUUGUUUUAAUUUAGCAAUGGGCAAAGAUGAGAAAGAAGACUCAGGGUUUGGAUUCAAGGACCGCGCGAAGGCGGAGGAGACGCUGAAACUCCUCGAAGCGCACGACUUGAAUUACCGACGGCUGACCGUCCGGGGACUUUUGGGGCGAGCCAAGAGGACAUUGUCAUUGACAAAAGCAGAGGACAAGAUAAAGAACAUUAAGGAAGCGAUGGAGGUGUUCGAGAAUUGGCUCGCAGAACUCGACAAAGACAAGAAGACUGAUAAGAAGAAGGACAGCAAAAACGAAGACAAGAACGCAGAGGUUUCGGACAAGAAUUCCGAAAAACUCAAGGCCUGA
This is a messenger RNA of Hyposmocoma kahamanoa, 429 nucleotides long. RefSeq lists its product as uncharacterized. Bases 109 to 429 code for a protein of 106 amino acids. The transcript has 4 exons. NCBI's taxonomy places the organism in Eukaryota, Metazoa, Arthropoda, Insecta, Lepidoptera, Cosmopterigidae. The record is from RefSeq and is a predicted model, not a curated record.